Pongo pygmaeus (Bornean orangutan) is the source of this 5705-nucleotide messenger RNA. It is a transcript of the gene SKI, whose product is annotated as SKI proto-oncogene. The record is from RefSeq and is a predicted model, not a curated record. The transcript is spliced from 7 exons. Lineage: Eukaryota; Metazoa; Chordata; Mammalia; Primates; Hominidae. Gene Ontology annotation, biological process: negative regulation of transcription by RNA polymerase II; negative regulation of BMP signaling pathway; negative regulation of transforming growth factor beta receptor signaling pathway. Bases 258 to 2450 code for a protein of 730 amino acids. Gene Ontology annotation, molecular function: DNA-binding transcription factor activity, RNA polymerase II-specific; RNA polymerase II cis-regulatory region sequence-specific DNA binding; SMAD binding. Gene Ontology annotation, cellular component: transcription regulator complex; cytoplasm; nucleus.
GCGGGCGCGGCGCGGGGCGCGUGGAUGUGGCGCCGGGCCCGGGCGGCGGCGGGCUCCAGCGGCGGGACCCCUUCGCCCCGCCCGCCUUCCCCUUCGCGCCCCCGGGCGAGGCCGCGGCCGUGAUCGGCCGUGAGCCGGCGGCGGGGGGCGGCCGGGGUCGGGGCCGCGGGCGCCGCCGGGGCGCGCGGGGAGGCGGCGGGGGCCGGGGGGGCCCGGGCGCGCGGGAGCGGGAGCGGCCGGGGGAGCCGGAGCGCACCAUGGAGGCGGCGGCAGGCGGCCGCGGCUGCUUCCAGCCGCACCCGGGGCUGCAGAAGACGCUGGAGCAGUUCCACCUGAGCUCCAUGAGCUCGCUGGGCGGCCCGGCCGCCUUCUCGGCGCGCUGGGCGCAGGAGGCCUACAAGAAGGAGAGCGCCAAGGAGGCGGGCGCGGCCGCGGUGCCGGCGCCGGUGCCCGCAGCCACCGAGCCGCCGCCCGUGCUGCACCUGCCCGCCAUCCAGCCGCCGCCGCCCGUGCUGCCCGGGCCCUUCUUCAUGCCGUCCGACCGCUCCACCGAGCGCUGCGAGACCGUACUGGAAGGCGAGACCAUCUCGUGCUUCGUGGUGGGAGGCGAGAAGCGUCUGUGUCUGCCGCAGAUCCUCAACUCGGUGCUGCGCGACUUCUCGCUGCAGCAGAUCAACUCGGUGUGCGAUGAGCUCCACAUCUACUGCUCGCGCUGCACGGCCGACCAGCUGGAGAUCCUCAAAGUCAUGGGCAUCCUGCCCUUCUCGGCGCCCUCGUGCGGGCUCAUCACCAAGACGGACGCCGAGCGCCUGUGCAACGCGCUGCUCUACGGCGGCGCCUACCCGCCGCCCUGCAAGAAGGAGCUGGCCGCCAGCCUGGCGCUGGGCCUGGAGCUCAGCGAGCGCAGCGUCCGCGUGUACCACGAGUGCUUCGGCAAGUGUAAGGGGCUGCUGGUGCCCGAGCUCUACAGCAGCCCGAGCGCCGCCUGCAUCCAGUGCCUGGACUGCCGCCUCAUGUACCCGCCGCACAAGUUCGUGGUGCACUCGCAUAAGGCCCUGGAGAACCGGACCUGCCACUGGGGCUUCGACUCGGCCAACUGGCGGGCCUACAUCCUGCUGAGCCAGGACUACACGGGCAAGGAGGAGCAGGCGCGCCUCGGCCGCUGCUUGGACGACGUGAAGGAGAAGUUCGACUAUGGCAACAAGUACAAGCGGCGGGUGCCUCGGGUCUCCUCUGAGCCUCCGGCCUCCAUAAGACCCAAAACAGAUGACACCUCUUCCCAGUCCCCCGCGCCUUCCGAAAAGGACAAGCCGUCCAGCUGGCUGCGGACCUUGGCCGGCUCUUCCAAUAAGAGCCUGGGCUGUGUUCACCCUCGCCAGCGCCUCUCUGCUUUCCGACCCUGGUCCCCCGCAGUGUCAGCGAGUGAGAAAGAGCUCUCCCCACACCUCCCGGCCCUCAUCCGAGACAGCUUCUACUCCUACAAGAGCUUUGAGACAGCCGUGGCCCCCAACGUGGCCCUCGCACCGCCGGCCCAGCAGAAGGUUGUGAGCAGCCCUCCGUGUGCCGCCGCCGUCUCCCGGGCCCCCGAGCCUCUUGCCACCUGCACCCAGCCUCGGAAGCGGAAGCUGACUGUGGACACCCCAGGAGCCCCAGAGACGCUGGCGCCCGUGGCUGCCCCAGAGGAGGACAAGGACUCGGAGGCCGAGGUGGAAGUUGAAAGCAGGGAGGAAUGUACGUUCACCUCCUCCUUGUCCUCGCUCUCUUCCCCGUCCUUUACCUCAUCCAGCUCCGCCAAGGACCUGGGCUCCCCGGGUGCGCGUGCCCUGCCCUCGGCCGUCCCUGAUGCCGCGGCCCCCGCCGACGCCCACAGUGGGCUGGAGGCGGAGCUGGAGCACCUGCGGCAGGCACUGGAGGGCGGCCUGGACACCAAGGAAGCCAAAGAGAAGUUCCUGCAUGAGGUGGUCAAGAUGCGUGUGAAGCAGGAGGAGAAGCUCAGCGCAGCCCUGCAGGCCAAGCGCAGCCUCCACCAGGAGCUGGAGUUCCUACGCGUGGCCAAGAAGGAGAAGCUGCGGGAGGCCACGGAGGCCAAGCGUAACCUGCGGAAGGAGAUCGAGCGUCUCCGCGCCGAGAACGAGAAGAAGAUGAAAGAGGCCAACGAGUCACGGCUGCGCCUGAAGCGGGAGCUGGAGCAGGCGCGGCAGGCCCGGGUGUGCGACAAGGGCUGCGAGGCGGGCCGCCUGCGCGCCAAGUACUCGGCCCAGAUCGAAGACCUGCAGGUGAAGCUGCAGCACGCGGAGGCGGACCGGGAGCAGCUGCGGGCCGACCUGCUGCGGGAGCGCGAGGCCCGGGAGCACCUGGAGAAGGUGGUGAAGGAGCUGCAGGAGCAGCUGUGGCCGCGGGCCCGCCCCGAGGCUGCGGGCAGCGAGGGCGCUGCGGAGCUGGAGCCCUAGAUUCCGUGCCUGCCGCCGCAGCGCCGCCGACAACGCGGGUGCAGGGGGGCGCGGCUGGGCGGUGCAGCUCUGCCCGGCUCCGCCCCUGCAGCCACACAGCACAACGUCUUACUGUGCCUAUUACCAAGCGAGUGUUUGUAACCAUGUAGUUUUGGAAUCCACUGCAAAAUUUUCUACUGGCCAAGUUCAAGUGAGCAAGCCGUGUCCCCCAACUACAGCUGGAGACCGGGCCAGCUCGGCGGCCUGCUGGUCCUCUGCUUGCUGGAACAUUCUAACAUUUACACUUUUGUUAUAAGCUAUUUAAAACCAGUAAGGAGACUUGAAAUUCAGAAAAUCAACACAUUUUUAAAUGACUAACUUUUAAAAGCCCCAACACAUGACGCCAUCUGAAGACCCGCAACGGAGUGGGGGUGGCGGCCGCCCCACCCUCCCCACCCGGGGAAGCCAUCACAGCUCAUCUGCCCGCGGCUGCGUGAGGACAGCAGGGGUUUUUCUUCAGAGUCUAUUUUUUCAGCGACAAGGACCCAGGUCUUCCUGCUGCUGCCAGGGAGAGCAGGGACAGUGCCGCGUGCGAGAUGAGCUCGAACACUGCCCGCCUUACUGCCGCCCACCCCGCCCGCCACGCCGCCGUCGAUGCCAGCGCUGUCCCCACGGGUACCGGGAAGUGCAGAGCCGCACAGGAGCUGCCCCAGAGCUGAGGGGACGGUCUUCGGCUCCUCUGCACCCCGUGAUUCUGCCCACGCUCCUCCACCACGAGGCACUGACCUGCGUCCGGUGGUGACCGUGGCUGGCGGUCACACCCUCAGCCCCUCCGGGCGCACGUGCCACCUGACCAGGCGACCCUUUUCAGUUCGGCAAACAUCGCUCCCUUCAUUUUGGGACUGAGGCUGCAGCAUUGGAACAAAACAGCAUUAUUUCAAUUUUUCUUUCUUUUUUUUUUGUUCGUUCAUUUAAACGUAUAUUUAGAACUGCACUUUGUCAACAACCUUCCCUUCUCUUUCUAUUCCCCAGUGAACUGAGGUUUUUACCGAUUUAUAGAGCAGUCAAAUCCGAAGUGCUCGAGUGCUUAGAAACCCCCUCUGGUGCUUGGUUGAACAAGGGAAUCACAAGAAAAUGAAAAUGCAAAAACUGAACUUCGGGGGUCGUUCUGUGCCUUCCAGCAUCUUGUACAGCAAAUCCUGACUCGUGUCUUUUUACCCCCAAGAUAUCUGUCUUCAGUAGCGACUGAAUCUGCCACUCUCAGAAUAAGUUCCUUGCAUUUAUUCCAAAUAAUCUCGUUUACUCUCACCUGUUUAUGCAAAUUGUAUAAGGUUUCUUAUGCCCAAGCUUGAAAAAUGAUUUCCCAGUAGACAAGAGGCGGCUACCUAUCCUACAGUUACGGUAUUUAUUUACAUAAGAAGAUCUUACAGGAGUUCUUUGCUUGAAUCCGUUCUAACACCCGCGGCAGCUGCACGCGCUCAUGGAAGGUGGAGGUUACUCGCCCAGGUACAGACGACCUCGGGGCAGUGACGAGCAAAGACCAGAGACUGCUGAGUCCUCGCGUCUGGGUGGCAGAAUUGCCUGCGAGGUUUUGCCCUUGGUUUACUGAGGGGGGUCUUGGUUGCUGCUGAAGCCCCCCACCCCUUCUAAAGUGCAAUGCAAAAGGGACAUCAUGUAUAUGCAGCGUUUGUUUGGAAUUUUCUUUGCUUUUGUUUUCUUUGCGGUUGUUCUGUGUGCAUGGAUUCCACACCUCUGCCGUAGGUAGAUCCGUCAGCGGGCAUUAUUACCGUGUCUUGUAAAGGGUCGGUUUUGUUAUGCAACACGCAGAAUGCUGUUUUUAGCCUUGUUUUACCAGAGUUGUUUUUUUUUUCAGUUAUUUCUUCAAGGGAAACUAAAUGAUUUAGUUGGAGCAAAGCUUUAAGUGUGUUGGCUUCUGUGUGGCUGUCCUGUGUCACCAGGUCAAAGAUCACAGUGAGGUAGAGGCCCUGUGCCAUCCCCGGGGCCGCCAGGCUUGCUCCGUUUGCUUUGAGUUUUUAGACCCCAGAGGGAGAUGAACUUUUCCAAGCUGUGUCUGGGCCAGAGCCUCUCCUUGCCCUUGCUCCCUCCCGACGGUCACCGUUGGGUCCGCGCCUCCACCGCCCCAUCUUGCCCCAAACGGAAAGCGCUGUAUCUGCAGUGGCAGCCCUUCCCCACUUCGGCUGUGGGAGGGUCCAGCCAGUGUCACCUGGGCCCACCCUUUCCUGCAGCUGCCAGGCCCGUGCGGUCAGUGGGACCCGGACAUGGGCAGGCCCUCCCUGCGCCAGCCACUGGAGCUCGGGACCCUCCCAGGCAGUUCCCGCAGCUCUUGCCUUGGCUCACCAGGGUUGUUUCCACUGUCAGGGGCCUGAGGGGGCAGCUGUGGCUGCUCUGGACUGAGGAGUCCCAGGCCCCGAGGGGUGCACGCCUGGCUCCCCUUGGCACAGGUGCAAGUCAGUUUCUUUUCAGCAGAAGGGGGAAGAGGUGUCCGCUGUGUGGGCUGCUGACUCCUCUGUGUGUGAGGCCCUUCAUCUAAGUGAUUGUGUAUUCAGUUUAAUUCUCAUUAUAUUUCUAUACUGAAAGAAGAUUUUUAACGAAGGGAAAAACAACAGCAAUAACAUUCAUAUCUCUGGAGCAGCUAACUCAUACACGUAAUGUCUGCUUUUCGUACAGAACUAGCCAAUGUAAAAACAGUUCACCUGUAAAUACUUUUUCCUUUUUCACCGUUGUAUUAUACAUGUAUAUGCUGGGUCCUUUUUCAGAAACUCUUUUCUUACCUGAGAGUUGUCUUGUUUUCUGGGCUGUUUUUAACUGAGGAAAAAAAAAAAUGCUUUCCUGCCAGGGGGCGGGGGAGACGGAGAAACCCGUGUGCGUUUCCCAUGUGACCCCCUCGUCCCUGUGGGUCCGAGCCCUGGCCCCCCCACCCCUUCCUCCCUGUGGGUCCGAGCCCCGGCCCCCCCACCCCUUCCUCCCUGUGGGUUCGAGCUCCGGCCCCCCCCACCCCGCCCUCAGCCCACCAGGGUCCAGGGAGACAUUUGUUCUCGCUUUAAGUCAGGAGUCACAGAUGACUUUUUUUUUUUCAAUUAAGGAAAAAGCUCCAUCUCUACCUUUAACAUCACCCAGACCCCCUCCCCUCCCCCGUCCGUGCCCCACGCUGCUGCUAACGACAGUAUGAUGCUUACUCUGCUACUCGGAAACUAUUUUUAUGUAAUUAAUGUAUGCUUUCUUGUUUAUAAAUGCCUGAUUUAAAAAGAAAAGAAA